Sycon ciliatum is the source of this 1512-nucleotide messenger RNA. Its product is annotated as temptin-like. Bases 145 to 693 code for a protein of 182 amino acids. Lineage: Eukaryota; Metazoa; Porifera; Calcarea; Leucosolenida; Sycettidae. The transcript is spliced from 8 exons. The record is from RefSeq and is a predicted model, not a curated record.
UUAGAAUGCAGACGAUAGGCGAGGCAAUCUGGAGCUAAAGAAUCUACUUUUGAAGUUUUGUAGGUGUUCGCUGAAUGCUAAAAUCCCCUGAAAGUAAUAAUAGUCGUUUGUCCAAGUGGAGAGAGCUAGAGGGCGAUCGCUGUGAUGAUCGCAAUGGGGAGAAAUAAAAUGCGAGUCCAAGUAGGGCUCAUUGUGCUGGCUGCUGUGUGUACCUGCUGGACCAGCGGGCAUCAAAUCUACCAGCGACGCAUUCCUAAUGCUGGUGACAGCACUGGGCCUAUAAUGCUGAUGUCGAACAUCCCAGCGCCUUUCGGCCAAGCGGACAGGUAUUGUAGGUCUGUUGGUCAUGUGGGACAGUGUGACGGACCACCAUCAGGCGGAGGUAAUCCAUUCGGCAGGGACUUCGUCGCAAACGGAGCCGAGUGGAACUUGACGAUCUGCGAAAUGGACAGCGACGGCGACGGCAUAAGCAAUGCUGAUGAAGUCGGUGACCCGAAUUGUGUCUUCAUGCCCGGUCUACCGCCGGAUGUCGUGAUCAAUAUCAGCCAUCCAGGGUAUUCGUGUUCUGUUGCAACUGAUCCAUUUUGCAUCAAUGCUCCUCCAACAACGCCAACUCCCAGCAGUGGUUUGGCAGUAAGGUUUGCUAGCGGACUCUCUCUCAUUCCAGCCAUACUUGCUGCUGUCUUCAGAUAAUCACCUGUCCAGUGGACAACUGACGGACUAUGACCGUGCAGGUAUGCAGGUGGAGCGAAACAUCGGCCGAGAACGUUCACGCGUACUACCUCCUGCUGCAACCGUUUUCACGGUGUGUCACAUGACACGCUGAGCGCCAUCGCUCUCAUCACCUAACGUUAGCGAGGAGUUUGUUUUAGGCCAGUGGUGAACAUGCACUCUUUUGGGGUGAAUGUGCACAUGCCCAAGUGUGUGCGGGUAUGUCUUCUUUUGUGUUAGUAUGUGUGUGUGUACACGUGUGUGUGCACGUGUGUGUGCACGUGUGUGUGCACGUGUGUGUGCACGUGUGUGUAUGUGUAUGCACGGGUGGACGAACAUUUCGCCGGGUGGGUGACUUGAAGCGUCACUCCCCAUAUUGCUCAGCCCGCACGCUAUCAUCGCACUAGCGAUGGGCGUCCAAAGUGCAAGUGUGUGCGUGUGCGUGUGUGUGUGUGCAUGUGUGUGUGUGUGUGUGUGUGUGUGUGUGUGUGUGUGCAUGUGUGUGUGUGAGUGUGUGUGAGUGCACGUGUGUGCAUGUGUGUGUGUGAGUGCGCGCGUGCGUGUGUGAAUUCUAGUUUUUUUAUUAGGGUACCGGUAACUGAUUUUGAUUUCACAGUGUCAUGAAGUUUGGCACAUGGCUGUGUUCUGUGUGCAAUGUCCUCUGCUCUCUGUGCACAAUGUUCUCUGUGUACAAUGUGAUGUGUGCUGUGCACAGGACCUUGCUUAUUAGUUUAUGAAUUAUGAUCUCUGAGCCAUUGAUUAUGUUAUCCUAUAAUGACUCGGACUGAUCUCGUAGCAUGA